Messenger RNA from Astyanax mexicanus (Mexican tetra), 6238 nucleotides. It is a transcript of the gene smoc1, whose product is annotated as SPARC related modular calcium binding 1. NCBI's taxonomy places the organism in Eukaryota, Metazoa, Chordata, Actinopteri, Characiformes, Acestrorhamphidae. Gene Ontology annotation, biological process: extracellular matrix organization. The record is from RefSeq and is a predicted model, not a curated record. The transcript is spliced from 15 exons. Gene Ontology annotation, cellular component: basement membrane. Gene Ontology annotation, molecular function: extracellular matrix binding; calcium ion binding; heparin binding. The coding region runs from base 321 to 1856 and encodes 511 amino acids.
CUAUUCAACCUGUAGCUAUCGCCAGGAGCGCACGAGCCCGAGCCCGAGCGCGUGCAGUGGAUACGGCAGAGCCACGCAGAGCAGCCGCGCGCGGACAGAGAGAGACAGAGAGCAGCCCGGACACUAUGUGAAUAUUUACCGGUACAGAGAGACACAGCCCGGCAGAGAGAGACACUGAGGAGCGGUUCUGGAGCGCGCUGCCUCUGUUCUGGAGUUUCCAGCUCAUCUGAUUGUUUUGUGGGACUGCUGAUAAUCAGGUAUAUCUACAGGACAGAAAGAGAGAGAGAGAGAAAGACAGAGAGCGCGCGCACACCGACGACAUGCUUCUGCUCCAUCAGCUCCUCCUCUGCGUCCUUUUGGACACUUUUACGCUGAAUUUGGUGCAGCGGACCUCAGCGCAGAAAUCCAACGGCUCCCGGUGGCUGAUCGGGGACAGAGAGAGCCAGUGUGGGGUCAUCUGCACUAAGACUCACGGGAAGCCAGUGUGCGGCUCAGAUGGACGCAGUUACGAAACCAGCUGUGACCUGCAGAGGGCAAAGUGCAAGGACCGCACUCUCACGUUAGCCCACAGGGGCCGAUGCAGAGGUAAAAACUGGGUCCGGAUAGAUCAGCCUCCAAUACUUCCUGCUCCGACGCUAUCCACAGAGGGUAAAGAGCUGGAGCUGAAAGAUGCAGGCCAGUCGAAGUGCCGGGUGGAGAGGAGCCAGGCUCUGGAGCAAGCCAAAAGGCCCCAGGAGUCCAUCUUCAUCCCCGAGUGCAACGAGGACGGGACAUUCGCCCAGGUCCAGUGCCACACUCUCACCGGCUACUGCUGGUGUGUGACCACAGACGGCAAGCCUGUCAGCGGCUCCUCAGUGCACAACAAGACCCCAGUGUGCUCAGGAAACUUCCAUGAAUUUUUGGGAACUCAUGCUGGGACAAGUGCAUUGACAGGUUCAGUAACUGAUAAACCCCCGGGACCCCCUAGCUCUGGCAGAAAAGUCUCUUUCCGUUUCUUUCUGACCCUCAAUCCAGAUGACGGCUCCAAACCCACACCGACCAUGGAGACCCCGGUCAUCCCAGACGGUGAGGAGAUCACUGCACCCACACUGUGGAUCAAGCAGCUGGUUUACAAAGACAACAAGCAGAACAACUCCAACAGCAGAAGGCCAGAGAAAGUUCCCUCUUGUGAUCAGGAGAGACAGAGUGCACUGGACGAGGCUAGACAGAGCCCUCGAGACGCCAUCUUCAUCCCGGACUGUGGGCCGCUGGGACUGUACAAGCCUGUCCAGUGCCACCAGUCUACUGGCUACUGCUGGUGUGUACUGGUGGACACAGGACGGCCCAUACCUGGAACCUCAGCCAGGUAUAAGAAGCCAGAGUGUGACAGUGCAGCUCGUUCCCGGGUGUCUGAGAUGGAGGAUCCUUUCAGAGAUAGAGAUCUGACAGGCUGUCCAGAAGGAAAGAAAAAUGAAUUCAUAACCAGCUUGUUGGACGCCCUCACAACAGACAUGGUACAGGCCAUUAACUCGCCAACUCCCUCUGGUGGCGGGAGAUUUGUGGAGCCCGACCCCAGUCACACGUUGGAGGAGCGCGUGGUGCACUGGUACUUCGCUCAGCUGGACAACAAUGGCAGCCACGACAUCAACAAGAAAGAGAUGAAGCCCUUCAAGCGCUACGUAAAAAAGAAAGCCAAGCCCAAGCGGUGUGCUCGCAAGUUCACGGACUACUGCGAUCUUAACAAGGACAAGACCAUCUCUCUGCCAGAGCUGAAGGGAUGCCUGGGAGUCAAUAAAGAAGGAACUACGACAAGCAGCAGCAUCAGCAGUCAGGGGACAAGGCAAGGGACAAAUUUGUUCAUAGGUCGUCUGGUGUGAGGAUAGAAGCUUCCAGAAGAUGAGCCAGGAGCAAGAGGGCACAGAGGGAAGGCAUCUGCUCGGGACUUGAACAGAAAAAAAAAGAAAGAGAGAAUUUUGGAGCAAAAGAGAAAAAAAAAAGGAAAAAAGAGGUUCCUAAAGAAAACGCUGAAAUGAUAAGAUGGAGCCAAAAUAUUUGCACUUUCUCCUCACAUUGAUAGAUAUUUUUUUUCUCUGUCUCUAAUUGUGUUGUAAACAUUUGAUGAGAACACAUUUUAUGAUGUCUGACAAAUUGUUAAACUGUGUGAGUCGAUGAAACUUCGCAUAAGAUGACGGCACUCGUACAUGUGACUGACUACCUGCUUCAAAACACACCACGUCUUUUUUUUUAUUAUUAUCAUGUGUAUUACAGAGAACAUUUACUCACAGCAAGUUCUAGUCAGUAUUAUACAGUCAGUGCAGAAUUACAGACCAUUCACAUCAAUUAGACACUAAUAAUCCCUGUUAAAUUCUGUCCAAAAAUAUAUAUAUAUAUAUAUAUUAGGGUUCAGGAGUUGCUUCUUAGUAAUAGAUCCAUAUGGCCAGUUUAUUGUAUGAUCUCUUUUUUUUUAGUUUCACAGCAUUUUGGUAGCACUACUAGUAGAACAGUGUUGUAUCAGCACUCGUUAAGCAUAGUUUGCCUGAAAUGUGCCUCAUAUCUACAUCUAACCUUUUUAUUUUUUUUUUUUUCUUAACAGUUUAACGGUUGCAGAUUUAAACACAGUAGUAUAUGGUGGUUUUGUUCCUCAGUGUAACAAAAGAUCGUCGGUUAGCUUUAAGCUGUUUUGUAGGCUUUUUCAUGCAUACAUUUUCAUUUGUGUGCUAUUUUAUCAGUUUUGAUAUAUGUUUUAUGGAUUAGCGAUGCACCGAAAUCAACAUUUUUGGCCGAAUACAAAUGAAACAUUUGGUUAAAGGCUGAAUACCAAAUACAGAUCAUUAUGUUUUUUAUUAAAUUUUUUAUAUAGAAUUUCAUUACCUUAUUUUUCGCACUAUAAGGCGCUCUGGAUUAUAAAGUGCACUAUGAACGUCUAUAAUCUAUUUUUAUACACAAGAUUAUGAAGCCGGAUUAUAAGUGACACUAGUAAGGAACAGGGCCGUCGCCAUGUUUUCCUUCAAAUUCAGCAGGUCUCGCCAGGUGGUGAUGGGUGGGUGGAAGAGGGUGGAUAACUUUCUCUCAAAGUCAAACAAGCGCUGCAUAUUAAUCUACACAGAUUUCUUUCCUAAAAACUAAAAACUUAUUUAGAUGAGUAAAACACUUAAGUUUAUUUACAGUUUAUCCCACAUGACUUGUUUUAACAAGGUAAACACGCAGGCUACAGUCCGAUACUCACCCCUGAAGAGCUAAAGAGUGAAAAAGCUAGUGCUUAGCUUGGUUAGCGGCUAAUGCUAAUGCUGCUUCAGCAGUGCUAGCCAGGGUUAGCAGCAGGCUACAGUCUGAAAAUACUCACCUCUGAAUGGCGAAAAAGCUAGCUAGCAAUUAGUGCUUUUAGCAGCUAAUGCUUAUACUGAUCCAGCAGUGCUAGCUGGGGUUACGGCGAAAGAGCCAACGCUUAGCGCAGUUAGCGGCUAAUGCUAAUAUAGCUUCAGCCUUAGACUCCUGUAUAAAGCUGUGCUUUACUGCUCCUUAGAACCGGACUGGUAAAAUCCAUACAUAAGGCACACCAGAUUAUAGUCACACUGGCGAUUUUUGGGAAAAUUUGGGAAAAGGAUUUUAAGUGCAUCUUAUAGUGCGGAAAAUACGGUAAAUGUGCCACUUUUUUCACCAUUACAUAAAUUCAGUUGCCUAAAUGUAUUUUUGUUGUUUUACAAUUACAAAACUACAGUUUAAAAAUCUAUAUUUUUAGACUGAACAUUUUUAACAUCCCAGAAGAACAAAUACUAAUAAAGCACAAAAUAAUUGAAAAAAUAAAAUAAAGUAAAAUAGUCAUUUUUUGGUGCAUCCUUACUUAAGAUAUUUUUACAGAGUAACACAUCACAUUGCAUCCUUUUAUUCUUUAGUGAGAUAUAGGCACAGUAAACUCUGCAGUCUGUUUGUUGGUCUGUUGAUACGUUGAUACACUGUGAUGAAUACACAUACAAUCACUAAUCACUACUCAGCUCCUAUAGAACCAAAAGUAACGCUGGUAAGAGGAAGUCAUCAGUGCAUUCAGAAAUAGAGUUAAACCGUGAAUGUCUAUGAAGAAAAUGAAGUAAUAAAAUAGAGCUACAGUGCUUUUGCGUAGACUGGUGUGUGCUGUGUGGACUGUAGUAAACUCAGCAGGGGUUCCUAUUGUUGUCAGUGAAUUUGCCAGUGGGGAUCUAUACACAGAGUAGAGUUCUAAACUCAGAUUAAUGUGUUUUUUUGUUGUUUUGUUUUGUUUUUCCCCACAGUCAGACUCUUUAAAUCGUCACUGUCAUGCUAAAACCUUAGCUGUGUCCAAAACUGUGCCACUUUCACUAGUCCCUAUUAUAUGUGCAAGUCCAGAAAACCCACUAUAAAUAGCAUUAUUAUAAGUAGAGUGAUAUUGUAAAAAAAAAAAAAACUCAAAUGUGAUUUUUAAUUCUAACAUAACAACUUCAGUUUGUUUCUUAAACAUAAAGAACACAGCUGCUGUUUUGUAAAAAAAAGUUUUUGUCGGAAGCAAAUGUCUGUCAGAUGUAAAGAUGUCUUCUACCGUAUUUUUUGGACUAUAAGGCACUUUAGAUUAUAAUGUGCAUUAAGCGACACUAAUGAGGAUGCCUACAUCGAAGUGAGCAAGGGUGUCGCCAUGUUUUCCUUCUAAUGGGGAAGCUGUGGGAAGAGCCUAAAUAAAACAAAAAUGUGAUUCUUAAAAAAAAAUAAUAUAUAUAUUUUUUUCAAAGUCAAACGAGUGCUAGAUAUUAAUCUACACAGAUUUCUCUCCUGACAACCACAUAUUUGAGUGAGUAAAUCACUUCUGUUUAUUUACAGUAAGCUUAGUUGUCCAAUAUUUUGUCUAAGGGUGAGUUUUCAGCGAAGUUUCUCCAGCACUAUAAGGCUGGGUGCAGCAGCAUUAGCAUUAGCUGCUAAGCGCAGUGCUAGUGGGAUGUAAAUGCCGCCUAAUAGUGCUAGACUAAGGAACUCUAAGGCAAUGUUAGCUAGCAGUUCAUCCCACUUAACUUGGUUUAUCACGGCAAACACGCAGACUACAGUCCAAUAUACUUACCUCUGAACGGCGAAAGAGCUAGCGCUGCGGUUAGCGGCUAAUACUAAUGCUGCUGGACCCAGCCUUAGUACUGGAGAAACUUCGCUAAAAACUCACUCAUAUGGCUAUAAAAAUCGCUUUACUGCUUCUUAAUACAUGAGUGAUAGAAUUCAUACAUAAGGUGCACCCAAUUAUAAUGCACACUGUUGAUUUCUGGGACAAUUAGAUGAUUUUAAGUGCCACUUAUAGUCCUAAAAAUAAGGUAUAUAUCCAAAAAUGUACAAUCUUAGUUACCCAAUUUUGAAAAUCUAAAUAAAACAUUAGUUCAAUUGAUGCAAUUAAUUGGAUUAAACAUCCAGUACUACUUAUAGGGUACAGAAUUCCAAAAAUAAUAUAUAUGGUAAUAUAUAUUAUCAUAAUAUAUGUGAGAUUGUUUCACUACAUCAAAAGUAUGGCCCAAAGCAGUGCACUAUAUAGUGAAUAUGGUAUCAUUUUGGACACACUGUAGCUAUUGUAUCUCCAUUUCCAUAUAUUUCUUUACAUUUUAUCAAUAUUUCAUAAUGAAUGGACCAGUAGAAUUUUACAUUCUUACCCUGACUUCUAUUAAAAGAUUUGGAGACACAAGGUUUGGUUUGUUGCAUGACAGCACGGCUAUGUUUAGGCCCCUAAAUCAGUACUAGAGUGCAUAAAUAAAUAAUAAAUAAUUAUAAAUAAAUACAUAAUAAAUAAAGGAAUCAAGAUAGCAGUGAUCCCAGACCCCAGAGAUAUACAGAGAUAAAUCUCCCAACAGUGAUGUGAUUAUCUUUCUAAUUUAAGAAAGAUGAUGUUUGUUGUUGUAAUGUUUGAGUGUGUGUGUGUGUGUUUCUGUGUGUGUGUGUGUGUGUGUGUGUGUGUUUAUUGUUGGUUUCUGUGUGUGUGUACUUGUUUGUUUAUGGACUUAUCUUUAGAUGCCAUUGCUUUGGCUCGUGUAAGAAGAAGAAAAAGAAGAAGAAAAAAAUUGAACAUUCAAGUUGUAAAUAUGUAUCAUAUGUGCUUUUGGUCUUUCCUUUUUACGUCAUCUGUCCUGCAGCAAUCUUCGGCCAUUUCUAAACACAUCGUCAACAUCAUUUAGAAACGUCAUUUGAGUAAACUGUGUAAGUAAAAUAUUUUGCUCUUGUCAUAAAUUUGUUUGAAAGUCUGCUCAUCACAUUUAAAUGACUGAAAAUACACAUUUUAAUGUAA